GGUCCUUGUAUCCUUGGCACUUAAAAAAAAAAAAAGACGCGUCCGCCCUUUCUUUUUCUUUUUACUUACUCAUCCGUUUGCCCCACAUUGAAACAUACACAUACACAUCCACCAUUCCUUCUACAAUGACACUAGAAACUAUGGACAUUGAAUCGUUACCACCAGAUGACCAUAACGUGAAGCGAUUCAAGUCUUUACAAUACAGAUACCUGACAGUGUACUUGGUUGUCAUGGGUGCUGACUGGCUACAAGGUCCUUACUUGUACAAGUUAUACCAAUCCUACGGAUUCGACCUUGUCCAGAUCGCCUUUUUGUUUUUGACUGGCUUUGUCAGUGGCGCCAUUGGCGGCACAGCUGCUGGCAGCAUGGCUGAUUCCUGGGGACGACGACGAGGAUGUUUUCUAUUUUGUGCAACCUCAUGUCUCUCAUUGUUCCUUCGUGUUUUCAGCAGCAACUACCCACUGUUGUUCGUGUCACACGUUUUGUCAGGAAUGGCAGCAUCGAUGCAGUACAGCGUGUUUGAGGCAUGGUAUGUGGCCGAACACACGACGCAGAAUCUGCCUGGAGAAUGGAUGGCACGUACAUUUGGCAAGGGCACAUUCUUGAAUGGUCUGGUUGCGAUCGUUGCUGGUAUCGUCGCCAAUGCCGUCGUGGAUCUCUGGGGGUAUACCGCGCCUUUUGUCGUUUCCAUGGCAUUGGUCGUCCUGGCUGCUGGGACGAUCAGCUCUACGUGGGCUGAAAACUAUGGUGAAUCGUCGUCUGGUCAGAUCCAAUUGAUGCGAACGCUCAAGGAGGGUCUUCAGGCCUUAUUGCGAGAUUCAAACAUCCUUGUGCUGGGUGCGGCACAGACUGUGUUUGAGUGUGCCAUGUACAUCUUUGUGCUUUUGUACACACCUGCAAUCGAAAAAACAGCUGCAGUAUAUGUGGGCACAGACGAAAAGAGUCAGGAACUGCCACUGGGCUAUCUGUUUUCGACCAUGAUGUUUGCUGUCAUGAUGGGAUCGCUUACUUUCCAGACACUCGAGCGUCAAUCGUCCAGCUCUUCCGCAUGGCGUCUGGCGUCGUGGUGCACCAAGGAUCGUCUGUUGGUUCUGGCUCUUGGUCUGGCUAGCACGUCAUUUGGCGCUAUGAUGUAUGACGAAGCAACUUCGUUGCCUAUACUAGUUGUCGCCUACCACGUUUUUGAAUUCUCAACCGGGCUUUAUUACCCAUCACUUUCUUCACUCAAAGCCGAAGCUAUCCCUGAAGAGACGCGUGCAGCUGUCAUGACGCUGUUGCGGAUCCCAAUGAAUGUGGGCGUGGGAAUCAUCAUGUGGCAUGUGGAUGACCUAUCCACACCGAUGCUAUUCGCUAUCUGUUCCUUGAUGACCAUGGUCGGUGCUGCAUUGAUGACGAUCAAGUUUAGACCCAAAAUUCCCCAACAACAGUAAACCUCAAACGAAUAGUCUGUCCACCACCCCUCUUCCCUACAUCAUUUCAACCACUACUACCUCUUUCUUUUGUAAAUAGAUUGUCUUUUUCUGCUGUUACAAAAACCCUCCCUCCUUUUUUUUUCAUAUGCUUAAUAAUGAAAGCAGCGUGUUUCACAUAUGUUAAAAGCAGGGAACCUGCUGAUAAUGGGGCAACAGGAACGAUGUACUUCAGGAACCCAAGAAAAAAAUAAUACCCUAAAUUGGCGUUUUUAUGCCUGCAUAUAACGCGG
Messenger RNA from Zychaea mexicana, 1702 nucleotides. RefSeq lists its product as uncharacterized. The transcript is spliced from 7 exons. Gene Ontology annotation, cellular component: membrane. The record is from RefSeq and is a predicted model, not a curated record. Gene Ontology annotation, biological process: molybdate ion transport. Gene Ontology annotation, molecular function: molybdate ion transmembrane transporter activity. The coding region runs from base 126 to 1430 and encodes 434 amino acids. NCBI's taxonomy places the organism in Eukaryota, Fungi, Mucoromycota, Mucoromycetes, Mucorales, Lichtheimiaceae.